UAUUUCCGAACGGUUAAAAAAGAGGGGCAAACAAAAAAAGUAAGAAUCCUCUGAAUGCCCAAAUUCCCAACACCAGACUGCCAUAACACUAUUUCCUUUCGUUCUUUCUCCGCUAUUAGCCUGAAAAAUCUCUCCGAUAUUCAUUCAGUUUGCUACAAAUCCAAGCACUUAAUACACCGUAAUUGGUAACACUAUUAAUAAUUUUCUUAAGAGCAACUGAGUUAGGGUUUACGAGUCGCCAUGGCCGAUUUCCAGACCUCAACUCACCGAAGCAAGUGGAUCUUCACUCCUGAACAGCUGGUUGAAAAAUACAAAGCCGCUAACCAAAGAGCAAUACAAGCAUUAGAAAAGUAUGGAGCAACGCUUAUGGAAGUAGAUAUUGAUGGGUCACUGUCGUAUCCUGAACCUCAAACUAAUGCAAAAGAUACUGCUGACAAGCAUUCUCGUCCAAAACCACUUAAUAUUGAAGAAGAGCAAUACAUGCGAGUUUUCUAUGAGAAUAAACUUCAAGAAGUUUGUAACAACUUCCACUUUCCUCAUAAAAUCCAGGCAACAGCUCUUAUAUAUUUCAAAAGGUUUUAUCUUCAAUGGUCAGUCAUGGAACAUCAUCCAAAAAACAUUAUGUUAACUUGCAUUUAUGGGGCUUGUAAGAUAGAAGAAAAUCAUGUUUCAGCUGAGGAGCUCGGUAAGGGGAUCUCGCAGGAUCAUCAAUUGAUUCUCAAUAAUGAGAUGAUAGUUUAUCAGAGUUUAGAAUUUGAUCUUAUUGUUUAUGCACCCUAUCGCUCAAUUGAUGCUUUUGUCAAUGAUAUGGAGGAAUUCUGCCAAGCAAAAGAUGACCAGCUUCAUAUGCUGAAGGCUUUACAUGAAACUGCAAGAAUGGAAGUUGAUAAAAUCAUGCUUACUGAAGCACCACUUCUAUUCCCUCCUGGACAGUUGGCAUUGGCUGCUUUGCGUGGUUCGAAUGAGGUGCACAGAGUUCUUGACUUUGAGAGAUACCUGAGGAGCAUUCUCUCUCGUCAGAGUUCUGCACAUUCCAUUUCAGAGCUCAUUGAAUCUCUAAAUGCAAUAGAUUCCUGGGUAAGGAGGUAUAAGUUCCCUUCAGAAAAAGAUUUGAAGCACAUCAACCGGAAGCUGAAAUCUUGUUGGGGUCUUAGCUCGCAUGACGAGGGUAAGAAACGGGAGAAGAAAUCAAAACACAAGUCAAAGAAGAGUUCAAAUGAAACACAAAACAUGCAAUCGUAAUGUAUCUUGGUAUCUCACCAUGAAGCUGGCUCAUUUCAGAGUCCUCGAGCAAGAAUAGGUGCAUUUUGAAGUGAAAUUUCUUACCUAUUCUGUAAUCAGUAUUCUAUUUUUCUCAUUUAUGGCCAUUGUUUUGUUCUGAAACCAAUUAAUUAAAUUUUGUUUAGCAUCAAAAUAUAUCAUGGGUAAACCUUUAUAUAUACUAUUAUACCA
Messenger RNA from Alnus glutinosa, 1452 nucleotides. RefSeq names its product cyclin-H1-1. The transcript has 14 exons. NCBI's taxonomy places the organism in Eukaryota, Viridiplantae, Streptophyta, Magnoliopsida, Fagales, Betulaceae. Gene Ontology annotation, biological process: regulation of transcription by RNA polymerase II; regulation of cyclin-dependent protein serine/threonine kinase activity. The record is from RefSeq and is a predicted model, not a curated record. Gene Ontology annotation, cellular component: transcription factor TFIIK complex; nucleus. The coding region runs from base 241 to 1242 and encodes 333 amino acids. Gene Ontology annotation, molecular function: cyclin-dependent protein serine/threonine kinase regulator activity.